Molecule: messenger RNA, 441 nt
Organism: Gryllus bimaculatus (two-spotted cricket)
Lineage: Eukaryota; Metazoa; Arthropoda; Insecta; Orthoptera; Gryllidae
Source: the annotation of a GenBank genome assembly
AUGCAGAAAGCAGGACCAGAAUUAUUAAUUCCAGCUCCACCGCCUGCAGAUGAAGUGAACGAAAUUCCUGGAGGUGGCAAGUUGAUUAGACAUGAUUAUUUUGAUCACCCAGAUCCUCAUAAAAUUAAAGACAAGGCAAUGCUUCUUGCGAAAAUAGAAGAAGCCGACGAAAUUGAUAAAAUGCGUAAUCAAAGAGUUCUUGAAAAGCCAGAUGUCAUAGGACCAAAUCCUCCCCUUAUGAGUGUAGUUGCCCCUGUGAAAACAGAAAAGACAGUAGAAACAGCUAUCGAAGAAAUUGGUGUCCCCAAACAAGAUUCAGUUGUCACAGUUCCUCCUGCUCCGAGUAAUCGCUACCCAGAUACAAAUGAUGGAGAAGACAGAGAUCCAGUGGCAAGAGAGCGCAGAGCAAAAGUGAAAGAAGUGAGUAUUAUGUUUUUAUAG